Molecule: messenger RNA, 327 nt
Organism: Leptosia nina
Lineage: Eukaryota; Metazoa; Arthropoda; Insecta; Lepidoptera; Pieridae
Source: the annotation of a GenBank genome assembly
AUGUCACAAACAGAUUGUAGACGGAGCAAAAAGGACGCAGAACCAUCCAAUGAUUAUAACCAAGGCAGCGCGGUGUGGUCUCAGGGGAUUUCGUGUGAUUCCUGCGGCAGCGAAUGCGCUGCUGCUUGCGGAACACGCCACUUCCGGUCCUGCUGCUUUAAUUACCUGCGGAAGAAGCGGCCCGAUAACAUAAAAAUGCGCUACUAUUUCAACGACGGGAGGCGCCAAGAACUGCCGGUUUUCCGGGAGAACAUCCCGGAUGACAGAUACAAUUGGCUUUCAAAUGAGCACUAUGGAAUCUUCGACGAUGUUGACGACAGAGAAUAA